UUUCAUCGUUGAAAUUUGCAGCCGACAUUCCGCAAAGUUAAUUGCCGAUCUGAUUUAUCGAACAAAACAGAUUUGCGCGAGAUAUUUGUAAGAACUUUAAUACCCUGCGCGCCUAGCAACCGCUUCGCGCAUGAGUGUGGGGACAAAUGGUGCAGGCGGUUCCUGCGCGCGAGGCGCACGGUACGAGGGCGAGAGCACGCGACGAGUGUCGUCGGGGAAGGACACGUCCGGGGGUGCCUGCUGGAGCUAAGUGCCACGGUGACGACGUCUCCGGCACCCUCGACGUCUUUGGCGGUAGACGUCUGGCAAGAGAAUUAUGGUGCGAGCUGCGAGGGAUCGAACACUCGACGCAUCGUUCGUGACGGCCACUCUAACGUUCGCGUUACUGUUGCUCGUUGAUCAAGACGCGAACGCGUAACCAUGUUUCGCGCGCGCAGGGGAGAAAGAGACGAAAGACGCGUUUACGUCGCCGGAGACACCCGUCCGUCCGCAUCCUCGUCCAUACAACCCCUUGCCCGUUCGCCUCCACCACCGCGCUCCCGAUCAAUACGUGCCCGCUUCGCCGUGUUUGUCAUUCAUGCGUGUCUUCUGAGGAAUGUAUCGGAGGGCAUGUCUGUUCUCCUCCAAAGGAAUGCUGUCCUUAUGGCUGUUGUUACAGUGUCUUCACACCAGUGCAUCCUCAUGUUUCAGAAAUGUUCAAUUUCUUAAUUUGGACUUAUUGGUAUCUAUGGGUAGCAGUGCUUGCAGCUUUAGCUAUAGCCGCAACAUGUGGCUUUUGGCUGUGGAAACGUCGUCGUGCGGCAUUGUCCGACGACAGCACAUCCUCAGAAAGAACUUCCACGGGACCGUGGUAUCCGCCUCCUCAUUAUAGCCGGUGUAGUUCUUUUGUACAGGCAUUACCACCACCGUACAAUGAGGUGACUGCAAAACCAGACCUUUAUCCCUUAGUAAUUGGAUAUGAUGAUAGCACGGGCAAAGGCACUUCUGGUUUUGUGAUGCGCUACUUCAGAUCGUUGUCACAUGCAAGCACACUGGAUUCAUUAAGCUCUAGUUUUAUGUGCAAUAUGGUGAACGAAGCAAAUACCAUUAUUCCACCACCGUAUUCUUGUAACAAUAGCGUCGACGAAUUGUCGGCCGUGGAGUGCGAAAGAAGAGAGACGGGUGACGUUGGUUCCAUCGUCUCUUUGACAAAUCAUAGAACAACCUCUGACAUAUCAAGCCUUGGUGCUCAAUCGCCUUGUUCUCCACCGAGGGCUACCAGCCCAACGAUAGAACUGCGAGAAUUAUUGGAUAAGAUACAGCAACUUCCUCAUUUGUCUAACGGACACUCAACCACCGUGCAUUGUCAACAGAGUCAAGCCCCGGUCUUGUAUGUAACAAGCAGCGAUGGUACUACACAACAACGGCCUUUGAGUCCCAGCGAUGUCGGUUCGUAUAAAGUGAGGAGACCAGGAACCAGGCUAUACAUGCCGUUGGGAUUGCCGAAUUCGCGAAGCAAAACGAAGCGAUGGUUGUCACGCUCUGCACCGACAACGCCUUCGGGUACAGUACCAAUGUCUUUCUUACCGGGGCAAAGCAGGAGGCCCUCAGAGGCCGACAACAAUCAGCAAGCGGUGCCACUGCUUUACGAGCAAGACGAGAAUGAAAACAGCAAUGCGGAUCAAUCAUCGUCCGGUAUUCCAUUGCUCGCUGAACAAGAGGAAGAACGACAAUCGACAUGACACGGUGUUUAAAUUGUUUGUGCCAUUUAAUACUCGACAUCGCAAUUACCUCAUGUGAGGAUUGUUGAUAUCUACACACACACGUACACAUACACACGCGCGCGCGCGCGCGCACACACACAUACACACAGAUUUAAAUAUUUUUUAAUAUGGCUCUGAUACAUUUAUCUUGUUACUGAUGUUUACUAUAUCAUAAAAUUAUAUACAUUCGGGGCGUAUUUAGAUAUUUAUGCAAUAUGUGAAAAGUCCUAAACUUUAUUAUAAAUUAACAUUUAAAUUAUUUUUUAUGAUUUAUUUAUAUUUUUAUUACUAUGUUUAUAUAAAUACUUAUUUAUAUUUGAUUUAUAUAUAUAUAUAUAUAUAUAUAUAUACAAAAUAUGAUAUUAAAAUAUUGUAAAAUUCUAAAUUUUAGUAAAACCUAGGAUUUGUCUAUAAAUACCAAGAUUUAUUAAGUUUCUUUGAUAGUCAAAAAAUGUAAUGUCAGAGGUUUACUAAUAUUGAUAAAUUAAGACCUAUUAAAUGUACGAAAAAAGUCAGGAUAGGUUUUAUAGUAAGAUACAUGUACAUGGUUAUUUAAGUACUAAAUCAAUAACAGGCCAAAUAUAAUGAGCUAUCAAGAUGUAAGUUUACUAUAUAUUUAUUUAUUAUUAACAAUAACAGUUAAAUCGUCUUAAUUAUUGUUAAUAAAAUAAAUACAAUAGUAAACUUACAUCUUGUAUAAUAGUGGAAGCUUGUUAUUUUUGGCCUGAAUUUAUUGCCGAUUUAUUACUUUGUAAAUACGAGCGAUAAUUUAUUAUAUGAUUAUUUGUUUAAUAUAUAUUUAGCUAAUAUACACAUAUGUGCGCGUAUUUAUUUUUUUAAUUUAAAGAGAAUUGGCUCCAUUGAAUAAAUUACAGUAAAAUAAAAUAAUGCCAAUAAGAAGUCGACACUGGAUGUUUACAAUAAUAUUCAUAUACAAUAAUAUUAUCAUUCAAAAAUUACAUAGACGGACCUAUGUGUUUAGAGCAUCUUUAUUUCCAACAUUGAUUUUUGUAUGUUAUAAACACGUUUAAAUAUGACUUGCUGCUCAUAAGAUCAUAAACCGUAUUACCACCUACAUUCUUUAUCGCAUACAGUUUAAUCGAAUUUGCUAUUAAUCAGAGACCUAUAUACGCCUCGAAUGUGCCUAUUUUAUGCGAUAAGGUAUACAUGACACCUAUUAUACGAGAUAGUUAAUCGAUUUUCCGAUUACUGUAAACCGAUAAAUGCCGCCUACCUUUUUAAACUAAAAAUUUCAAGAAAAUUGAAAGGACUUUACGACUGUCGUCGGCGAAGUGACUCAAGGCCUUAUUCGCAAUUGUAGAAUUCAAUUCUACCAUCACAUUCUUGAAUAGUUAUGACAUUAAACAUUAACCCUUUAGCUGCGGUACGCUUUAAAUGAAAAACCGUCCUCUGUGUGUGGAACACGAUAGCUACAGUCGGUCAUCGAAACACAAUCGAUUCUAAAACUAGAACCGAGUAGAUAAUUUAAAUGUCCCAUACAAGACGUUUGCUUGCGCACGUGGUGUUGGAAAAAAUUUAGAAAGUAAAUUACUAACUCAUCUUUUUUUUUAAUAGUAUACUUUUAGAAAAUCUUAAGUAAUAAUUCAUAAACAGAAUAAUAAUAAAUAUAAUAUAUUUAACGUAUGAAUAUUAUACAUUUUUAGUUAUUAAUUUUAAAUUUGAUAUUAACUGAUGAUUAAAUCUGUCAAAAACAGAUUUUAUAAAACGUUUAUUAUAAUAUUUUAUCGAUAGAAUACCAAAGAAAAUAUAACAGAAUUUUUGAUGCUAAUAGAAUGUAAUGGCAGAGCAGAAUUCAAAUACAUACACUCGUACGUUUUCUGCAGCUAAAGAGUUAAGAAAUUUAAAUAUCGUGAUAAAUAAAUACGCUGUUUGCUUCUCGGAGAAAUGUAAAAGAAACAAGUCUUAAGACUCCUUCUAAUUCUCUGGUUUUCAACUAUUGACUAUAUGACUUCUUGCCACUUACAUUUAAUAUAGACUUUGCUUUCUUUCAAUAAAUAUCGCAAACUCGCGAGAACAAAACAAUAUUGCAUUUUUUAUGCGAUGUAAAGUUAUGACACGCGUAAAUUGCGUAUUAUUACGUCAGAAUGGGAAAUAGAAGAUUUUUGUCACUAUUUUCCAUAAAUGUGUAUUUCCAUGAAUGCGUAUUACUUGAUGCAAAUUUGGAGAAUAACAUAAACAGAUUUGUGUUAGGUUAGUACAAUGACAGUAAAAUGAAGUGAGAAGAAGGUUUUAUGCUUUACUUACAAAACUAGAAGAAUAGUUUUAAUUUUAAUUUUAAUUUUAAUUUUUAGGAUUACAGAACAUGUAUACAUCGAAAUUUAUUGGUGCGUGAAUAGAUUAUGAACAUUACGACAACCGUCUGAUUAACAUAAUAUGUAACUUUUUAUUAUUAUAUUUGCAUAGGUUUCAUCAUAUAAUAUUCCAUCCAAACAAAUCGGUCAGGAGAGAAGGAGCUAGGACAAUAUUGCGCAAUCGUGUAGAAGUACGAAUGAUGCGGCAGUAACAUAUACUAUACGAAAUAUAUGAGCCAAUGUACAAUGCAGAUUCCGUCAAGAGAUAACAAUAUAGACUACAGAAAUUAUAGACAAACACAAGUUCGUAAUAUGUAUAAAAAGAUUUUUGUUUAAUUUUUAACAAGCAGAUAAGAUUACCAUAAUAAGUACGAAUGCAAACAAUAAAAAAACAAGGAUGAUAUUGGACUAAAGUAUAGUUUACACACGUACAUCUAUUAUUCAGACAGUUAAAUCUAUUAAAAACAGAUUUUUUUUUUAAAUAAAUUUUGCCGGUAGGAUGCCAGUGGAAAUGCAACGUAAUCAAUUACGCAAUCAGUAAAAAAUGUUUUAAAAUGUUUUUUAAUAUUUAAAACGACGUGAAGAAUAAAUAUUUAAAGAAUAUUUAAAAACAUUAUCUGCUGAUUGGGUAGUAGAACAUGAUGGCAAAACACAGUAAAAACCGAGCAUGAAACGAUACCAUUUAAAAGAUUACAUUCUGCUCGCUUUCUACUAGCAAAUGCUAUUGGAUUAUGUCUGCAGAUUCUAUUGGCAGAAUACGAACUUAAUACAGAUGCAGUUGACGUUAAUCUGUUGCAAUAUUCUGCUCAAAUACCUGGUGAAAAAAUUUUUCUUUGUGUCACAAUAUUUUUAAGAAUUCUUCAUAUUUUAAAUUCAUGAAGAUUUCUAAAAAAAAAAAAAUGUUUGAGAUCCCUCCAUAUUUUAUAAGUUUUCUUCGGAAAUUGUAAAAUGAGAAAUUUUACAAUAUUUCAGAAUUCUAUAUAUAUAAAAUUCUGGAAAAGAUGUAUAUAUUUUCUCAACAUUUUUUGAAAGUGUAUUUCAGUUUGUAUAAAAAAAUCUGAAAAAUUUUCUAAGAAGUUAUAAAAUCAGAAAUACAGAAAUCAUACAGAAAUUGCGAAAAAUUUUAAAGUUUACAUAAUUAUUUUGAAAAAUUAUAUGAGGAACUCCAAGAAAAAUUUUCACUAGGAAUCUGCUAGCAAAUUGCUAGCAUAUUGUUAACAUUUUGCUUGCUAAGUACUUUUCAGUCUGAGCGUACAUAAUACUCAUGUAUUGUACAAUCGAGAGCAAAAAUACUGUCCUGUUUCGAUGUAAUAAUAUUCAGCUGCACCGAGCUUCUCCUUCAACCAAUCAAUCGACCAAUUACCAAAGGAGAACGUAUGAUAAAAUUUAUAAAAAAAGAAAUCGGUAAAAGUGCAAGUUUUAUUGUCUGCAUCUGAAUUAUGCGGACGGAAUUUUGUUCUCCACUGUAUUAUCGCGCACAAUUACAAUUGUUAGAUAUACCGUGAAUUAUCUGGGAUUCUUAAUAAUUUUAUAAUUUUAUUUCUAUUGCGAUAUAUAAAUCGAACGUUUGUAUAUAGUAUAUUCGCAUAUCAAUGUAGAUGUACAUAUGUUUAUGCAUAAGAUAUUAAUAUAAUAAUUUAUUAAUUUCCCAAAAUUGUGAUUAUUUGAAAAAAUUUAGAAAUGUGCUUAUUUAUAGUUCCAACAAUUCAGUGAAAAUAUUUCACUCUUUUUAUUUUCACCAAUUAUUUAUAACACUGUUGCUUUUUUUGUUUAAUUGUUUGUAACACAAACUAUAGAAGUAGCAAAACGUCUUUUGAAGUUAGUCAUUUGUUAAUGUAUUCUACACAUAUACAUACACACAUAUUGUUUAAGUUUUAGUAUAAGAGAAACAUGAUAAAAACACCUGCGUGGUGCUCUGUAAACUAUACUUUUAUUCCCUAAGAAAAAUUCUGUUUACGUACAUGAUAUUAACAAUUAUAUAGAAAUCGUUGAAAAAUAUUCAAUAAUGUAAUAGAUUUUAAUUCUAAUAUGUAAAAGCAGUCAUAUACUUUAAUUGUACUAACAUUGUUCAUGUACAUCAUGCAUUUGAUGCAUUUGAUUGACAUGUAUUUUUUUAUAAAAGCCAGGUACAAAUAAAUUCAAGCUUUUACGAAA
This is a messenger RNA of Solenopsis invicta (red fire ant), 6208 nucleotides long. RefSeq lists its product as uncharacterized. The transcript is spliced from 7 exons. The record is from RefSeq and is a predicted model, not a curated record. Lineage: Eukaryota; Metazoa; Arthropoda; Insecta; Hymenoptera; Formicidae. Gene Ontology annotation, cellular component: cytoplasmic vesicle membrane. Bases 693 to 1721 code for a protein of 342 amino acids.